Messenger RNA from Rhizoctonia solani, 477 nucleotides. RefSeq lists its product as uncharacterized. The coding region runs from base 1 to 477 and encodes 158 amino acids. Lineage: Eukaryota; Fungi; Basidiomycota; Agaricomycetes; Cantharellales; Ceratobasidiaceae. The record is from RefSeq and is a predicted model, not a curated record. The transcript has 3 exons.
AUGACCUCGUCAAUCACACAAUUGUCCGCUCCUGGUCUCACAUCGGAAGAAAUCCAAGCUGAAAGGGCUUGGAUAGAUCAGUUUAUGCAAGAUUCUGACGCUCUGGAUUGGUCGAGGUGGGAUAAAUGGUGGGCAGACGACGCAUUCUUUCAAUUCGGAAACACACCUAGAAUCGAAGGGAAGAAGGCGAUACAAAAUUACAUGGAGCCGCAGUACAGUGUCUUGGAAUUUAUGCAUCAUGGGGUGAUCCGGAUUUCCUUCGAUGUUCCUCUUGGAUUGAUCUAUCAGACUACAAUUAUCUCUUACAAAGUUAAGGGGGACCUAGAAGGGCGUACUAUCCAAAUUCCAGGGCUCGCCAUUCUUCAUAAGCGAGUUGGAGAGAAUGUGCUGAAGGGAUUUGAAGUAUACAUUGACAAGGGACCGAUUGAGGCGGUAGUGAAGGAAGUUCUUGAAGGAGGGAGGCAAACCAAAGAUUGA